GAGAAGUAGGUCUGAGCUUGGAACAACGAGGUUGUUUGACAUCCUUUGCCAAUGGUGAGAGCAACCAAAGGAAAGAGAAAUACAAUGAAUCAAAAAAAAGCAAGAGCCCAUCAAAAGCCAAUUGAAGGCCACCCCCCUGAAUGGGUGAUCAAUAUCAAUAAGUGUAUCAAAGUAGGGCCUCAGUAUGACUGCGGAAAAUGGUGGACAAUCUAUCGAGUCCCUAGGAACCUGAGAGAAGUUCACAAAAAUGCUUUUGUCCCAAAAAUUAUAUCCAUUGGUCCCUUCCAUUAUGGGGACCCAGGGCUAAGAUUCAUGGAAGAGCACAAGGUGCGGUAUCUUUUGCGCCUUUUAGGAUCCAGGACCCCAGAAAAAGGAGGACAAGCAGAAGAAUUGAUGUCACAAGUUCAUCAUGCUACUCUCUUGGAGGAUCUUGAAGAAGCCAUGAGGGAGUUGGAACAGAAGACAAGGCGGCGCUACUCGGAGGCUUUUGAUAUUGAUAGCAAUGAUUUUGUUCAGAUGAUGGUCAUUGAUGGUUGCUUUGUGCUUGAACUAUUGCGCCUUUACCACAAGUUUGAAAAGGAGAAAAAUGUAGAUGAUCCCAUCUUCGCCACCCGCUGGAUGCUGCGAACACUUCAGCGUGAUUUAUUGAAGCUUGAGAAUCAGCUGCCUUUCUUUGUUCUUGAAAAACUAUUUGAACUAAUUAGCAUGGCUGAGGAUCCCCCCCUCGUUGAUCUUGUACUCACAUUCUUUGAUCCCUUACUGCCAAGGAAAAAUAUUAAAGGGAUGCUGAACCCUGAAGGGGAGUUUGAUCAUAUGCUUGAGGUGUUCCGUUCAACCUUCCUGUCAUCCCUCAAGCAAAAUAUUACACCUGGAUCUGAGCAACUGAAAAUCUCUGUCAACAUUCCCCUUGUCCAAGAGAGACAGCUAGUUCAUAGUGUAACAGAACUUGAAGAGGCAGGAGUUGAGCUAAAAAAGAGAGAGGACUGUGAUUUGCUAGACAUAAGUUUUCAAGGUGGGGUGUUGAAAAUCCCUCCUCUGUACAUUGACGAUAACACUGCUCCUCUCUUCCUAAAUUUUGUGGCUUAUGAGCAGUGUGAAGACGGAAAACCCUUUUUCACCAAUUUCUUAAUGUUCUUUGAAAGCUUGAUCAAUUCUUCAGCAGAUGUCGAGAUUCUUCACAAAAAUGGGAUCAUCAAUCAUGUUUUGGGAAGCGAUCAGGAUGUGGCCGAUCUUUUCAACAAGCUAGGUCGUGAGGUUGUUUAUGAUUUGGAUGAGUGCUACUUGUCUCAGCAAAUAAAGGGAGUUAAUAACUACUGCAAGGCAUACUAUGCUAGUAAAUGGCGUGUUUGGUUUACAAACUUGAAACAUGACUAUUUCAGUAGUCCUUGGACAUUUUUCUCGCUUCUUGCUGCCAUUGCGCUGCUGUUACUUACUACUGCUCAAACCUAUUAUACUGUGUAUGGUUACUAUAUAUCUUCAUAGGCAUUGGUAUGCGAUCUUUUAUAUCA
Molecule: messenger RNA, 1508 nt
Organism: Vitis riparia (riverbank grape)
Lineage: Eukaryota; Viridiplantae; Streptophyta; Magnoliopsida; Vitales; Vitaceae
Product: UPF0481 protein At3g47200-like
Exons: 2
Coding region: 52-1482 (476 amino acids)
Source: RefSeq, a predicted model, not a curated record